Hyposmocoma kahamanoa is the source of this 1925-nucleotide messenger RNA. RefSeq names its product probable ATP-dependent RNA helicase pitchoune (gene pit). Gene Ontology annotation, cellular component: nucleolus. Lineage: Eukaryota; Metazoa; Arthropoda; Insecta; Lepidoptera; Cosmopterigidae. The record is from RefSeq and is a predicted model, not a curated record. Gene Ontology annotation, molecular function: nucleic acid binding; RNA helicase activity; ATP binding. Gene Ontology annotation, biological process: maturation of LSU-rRNA from tricistronic rRNA transcript (SSU-rRNA, 5.8S rRNA, LSU-rRNA). The transcript is spliced from 11 exons. Bases 87 to 1925 code for a protein of 612 amino acids.
CUGUGGUCCGUCCGCGCUUUCGAAGGAAGCUUCACGUGUACUAUCAAAGCCUGCACGAUUUCCACACAGUUUUGAGCUGAGUUAAAAUGCCCACUCCAGACAAGAUUUUAAUGAGAAAAAUAAAGAAAAGAGAGAAGAAGAAGUUGAAACUAAUUGCACAGAAAACAAACGGGACUGAAAAAGAAGAAGACAUUUCAACUAAAGAAGUGGAGAAAAGACCACACGAUGAUAGCGAUCAUAGUGAAAAUACAACACCAAAAAAAAAGAAGAAAAAGAAAGCUAAAGCAGUAGAAGAACGAGUACAGGUGAAAGACGAACAGCAAUCUGACAAUGAAUCCAGUCAGAAUGACACUGAUAACGAAGGCGAUAGUAAACCAGGACAGGAAAAUCCAUUGCCUGGUUCCAGCUUAUGUCUGGGCAUACUAUCAGACCAAAAAUUUACUUCUCUAACUGGCAAAGUAUGUGAGAACACACUCAUGGGCAUCAAAGACAUGGGUUUUACAACUAUGACAGAAAUCCAGGCUAAAGCAAUCCCUCCUCUUCUGGAAGGCAGGGAUCUUGUGGGAGCAGCUAAGACUGGUUCAGGAAAAACUUUGGCUUUUCUUAUACCUGCUAUUGAGCUUAUCUAUAAGCUGCAGUUUAAACCUAGAAAUGGCACAGGAGUAAUAAUCCUGUCUCCAACAAGAGAAUUGGCAAUGCAAACAUUUGGCGUUUUGAUGGAAUUGAUGAAGUAUCAUCAUCACACAUAUGGGUUGGUUAUGGGAGGCGCAAACAGGACUACAGAGGCAACAAAAUUAUCUAAAGGUAUAAACAUUGUAGUAGCAACACCAGGCAGACUGCUGGAUCACCUGCAGAACACUCCAGAUUUCCUGUACAAGAAUCUACAGUGUCUCAUUAUUGAUGAAGCAGACAGAAUACUCGAAAUUGGAUUUGAAGAAGAAGUCAAGCAGAUUAUUAGAUUAUUGCCUAAACGCCGCCAAACAAUGAUGUUCAGUGCAACUCAAACGAAGAAAACGGAGGCACUGACAGCGUUAGCCGUCAAACACGAGCCGGUUUAUGUAGGUGUGGAUGACAAUAAAGAACAAGCAACUGUCGAUAGUUUAGAACAAGGAUAUAUAGUAUGCCCAUCAGAGAAGCGUAUGAUGGUUCUGUUCACAUUCUUAAAAAAGAACAGGAAGAAGAAGGUGAUGGUCUUCUUUUCCACAUGCAUGUCUGUUAAAUACCAUCACGAACUCUUUAACUACAUUGACCUGCCUGUCAUGUCUAUUCAUGGCAAACAACAACAAGCGAAGCGUACAACAACGUUCUUCCAGUUCUGCAACGCGGAAUCCGGUAUUUUACUCUGCACUGACGUGGCUGCCAGAGGACUCGAUAUCCCUGCUGUCGAUUGGAUUGUGCAGUAUGACCCGCCGGAUGACCCAAAGGAAUACAUUCACCGGGUGGGCCGAACAGCGCGAGGCCUCGGCACAAGUGGGCACGCGUUGCUGUUCUUACGACCUGAAGAGCUCGGUUUCCUCAGAUACCUCAAGCAAUCCAAGGUCACACUCAACGAGUUCGAGUUCUCUUGGAAUAAGGUUGCUGAUAUUCAACUACAGUUGGAGAAACUAAUAUCAAGAAACUAUUUCCUCAACACGUCAGCUAAGGAAGCGUUUAAGAGUUACCUUCGUGCGUAUGACUCGCACCACCUUAAAACUAUAUUUGACAUCGAUACUAUAGACAUGGCUAAGGUAUCAAAAUCUUUCGGUUUCACUGUACCACCUGCGGUCGAGCUCAAAGUGGCUAACAAAGGACCUCCAACAAAAAGAAAAGGUGGUGGUGGAUAUGGAUACUUCAAAUCCCUAAACGCACCUGGGAGUUUCAAACAAAAGGCGGAAAAAACAAAGAUAUAUAGACAAAAAGGCGGAAACAGGAAAACCAUAAGUUAA